AAUUUGUUUAACGCUGACGAGAAAGCUGAGAUUUGUGAAAAAAUGCGUCAAGUGGAUCGUCAAAGGGAAAGAACAAUGCAAACUGAUGGAAGUCCAGUGGCUCUUUUUAAUUUAUUUGUUCAAUUGGCUCGUGAGCAAUUACACAUUGUGGUAGCGAUGUCAGCAAUUGGAGAUGGUUUUCGAAAUAGAAUCAGAAAAUUUCCUGCACUUGUCAAUUGUUGUACCAUCGAUUGGUUGCAGCCGUGGCCUGAAGAUGCUCUAUUGGCUGUUGCAACACGAUUUCUUGGGGAAGUAGAAUUAACAGAGCACGAGAGAAAAGCUGGAAUAGAUAUGUGUCAAUUUUUCCACAUUUCCACUCAAAAUUUAAGUCGAGAAUUUUUCAUACGUCUUGGACGACAAACUUACGUUACACCAACUUCUUAUUUGGAAAUGAUAAACACCUUUAAAGAUUUGCUGAAUAAGAAGAGAAGCGAAAUUCUCUUGGCCAAAGCGAGAUACGAAGGUGGUCUUGGAAGAUUAGACACAACACGACAAGAAGUUCACGAAAUGCAGGAAACAUUGAAACGACUUCAACCUCUUUUAGUUACAGCUGCGCAGGAUGUUCAAAAGAUUUUAGCCUCCGUUGAGAAAGAAAGUUCUGAAGUUGCAGAAAUAGAAAAAAUUGUUAAAAUCGACGAAGAAGCAGCUAUGGAAGUUGCUGGAAAAGCUGCAGAAAUAAAAGCUGAAUGUGAUGCAAAUUUAUCGGAAGCAUUGCCAAUUUUGUUGAAAGCACAAACCGCACUCAACACUCUAACUGUAACUGAUAUUGCUGUAGUCAAGGCAAUGAAAAGUCCUCCAGCUGGAGUGAAAUUAGUCAUGGAAAGUGUCUGUAUUCUUAAGGAAAUGAAGCCGGAAAGAGUACAACAGCCGGACGGAAGAAUGGGUGAUGAUUAUUGGAAGGUGUCAUUAAAAGUAUUAAGUGAUGUGAAAUUUUUGGAUUCAUUAAUAAAUUUUGACAAGGACAAUAUUCCAGAGAAUGUGAUGGAUAAAAUUCGCAAGCACUAUUUGACGAAUAUCAAUUUUGAUUCAGAUAAAAUAAAAACAGCGUCAACAGCUUGCGAAGGUCUGUGCAAAUGGGUUUAUGCAAUUUCUGAAUACGAUAAAGUUGCAAAAGUUGUUGCACCAAAGAAAAAAGCAUUGGCCGAAGCUGAAGCGGUUUAUAAUGAUGCUAUUGAAAAAUUGAAUAUUAAGAGAAAGCAGCUACAAUUAAUUCAGGAAAAACUUGGAGCAUUAGAGGAAAAGUUAUUAGCAAAAAAAGCCGAUUAUCAAGCAAUGACGGAUAAAGUUAGUGAUUGUGAGCUGAAAUUAAAACGAGCUGAGGAAUUAAUUGGCGGUUUAGGUGGAGAAUACAUUAGAUGGUCUGAUUCUGCUAAAGCAUUAGGAGAAAGAUAUCAUCGUCUAACGGGAGAUGUGAUUAUUGCCUCGGGUAUUGUCGCCUAUUUGGGACCAUUUACAAUGCCCUUUAGAAUUCAACAAAUUGAAAAUUGGAUUCAUCUAUGUAACAGUUUAAGCGUUAUUUGUUCUCGAGAUUUUCAGUUACGUGACAUAUUAGGCGAUCAAGUUUCGAUUAGAUCUUGGAACAUAGCCGGCUUACCGUCAGAUUCAUUUUCCAUUGACAACGGCAUCAUUGUCAAAAAUUCAAGACGAUGGCCACUUAUGAUUGAUCCUCAGAGCCAGGCUAAUAAAUGGAUUAAAAAUAUGGAGAAGCAAAAUAAUAUGAGUAUCAUUCGAUUGUCACAGGUCGAUUAUCCUCGAAUUCUCGAAAAUGCCAUUCAAUUUGGUCAACCAAUUUUAUUGGAAAAUGUUGGCGAUGAAUUGGAUGCAAUGUUAGAGCCAGUAUUGUUGAAAUUGACUUUCAAACAAGGUGGAGCCCUGUGCAUUAAACUUGGAGAAUCUAUUGUCGAGUACAAUACUGAUUUUAGACUAUAUAUUACGACAAAAAUGGGCAAUCCGCAUUACCUGCCUGAAAUUGCGGUUAAGGUGACACUCAUAAAUUUUGUGAUAACUCCAGAUGGAUUAGAGGAUCAACUACUCGGAAUCGUUGUAGCUAAAGAAAGACCUGACCUAGAAUCAGAAAAAAAUACCCUUAUCAUUCAAGGCGCUGCAAACAAAAAACUUUUAAAAGAAACCGAGGAUAAAAUAUUGGAAGUUCUGUCAGUGGCAGAGGGAAAUAUUCUCGAAGACGAGGAAGCAAUUAAUGUUUUGACUUCCUCGAAAGUAUUGAGCAACGAAAUCCAAGUCAAACAAGCGACGUCUGAAGUAACUGAGAAGUCGAUCGAUGCCACUAGAUUGCAGUAUAAACCAAUAGCAGUGCACUCAACUGUUCUCUUUUUUACCACCGCAAUUUUAUCAAAUAUAGAUCCAAUGUAUCAGUAUUCAUUGAUGUGGUUUGUGAAUCUUUUUAAAAUGUCAAUUGACAAUACAGAGCCACAGGAGAAUGUCGAAAUACGUUUAAAUGAUUUAACCAAGCACUUUACUUAUUCUCUCUACGUAAAUAUCUGCAGGUCGUUAUUUGAGAAAGACAAACUACUUUUUUCACUUUUACUCGCUGUGAAUCUUUUAAACAAUCAAGGGGGAAUUUUAAAAUCUCAGUGGAUGUUCCUAUUGACCGGAGGCGUUGCUCUUGAAAAUCCUCACGAGAAUCCAACAGACUGGCUUCCUGUUAAAAUGUGGAAUGAACUUUGCCGUCUCAAUCAAGUCGAAGGAUUUCAAAAUAUUCGUGAGGAAUUUACAAAAAAUAUAAAUGACUGGAGGGCAUUUUUUGACGCAAAAGAACCUCAAUUGUCAAUAAUUCCAAAACCUUUUCAUAAUCUAACGAAAUUUCAAAAACUUUUAAUUCUGAGAUGCAUUCGUCCUGAUAAAGUUAUUCCUGGUAUUCAAGACUUUGUUGAAGCUCAAAUGGGAACAAAAUUUGUGGAUCCACCUCCAUUUGACUUGACAGCUUCUUAUGCCGAUUCCAACUGUUGCAUUCCAUUGAUAUUUGUUCUAACUCCUGGAGCGGAUCCAGCACAAGUGCUUCUUAAAUUCGCUGACGAUCAGGGUUUCGGUGCAAAUAGAUUAUUCUCUCUCUCCUUAGGACAAGGACAAGGUCCAAUUGCAGUACAAUUAAUAAAUGACGGUGUGAAAUAUGGACAUUGGGUGGUAUUGCAAAAUUGUCAUCUUGCAAAAAGUUGGAUGGGAACAUUGGAGAAAAUUUGCGAAGGUCUAUUACCCGAUACAAUUCAUUCUGAUUUUCGUCUUUGGUUAACGAGUUAUCCAGCGGAACAUUUUCCCGUGUCAAUAUUACAAAAUGGAAUAAAAAUGACAAAUGAACCGCCAAAAGGCUUGAGAGCCAAUAUUAUUAGAUCAUAUUUAAGUGAUCCAAUAAGUGAUAUAGAAUUUUUUGAAUCAUGUAAUCAGAGUGAGACAUUUAAAAAACUUCUCUAUUCGUUGUGCUUUUUUCAUGCCAUUGUUCAAGAACGAAGAAAAUUUGGUCCCAUUGGAUGGAAUAAACCAUAUGAAUUUAAUGAAACUGAUUUACGCGUUAGUGUACUACAAUUGCAUAUUUUUCUUGAUCAAUAUAAUGAUGUUCAAUUUGAGGCAUUGAAAUAUUUGACCGGUGAAUGUAAUUACGGUGGUCGUGUCACUGACGAAUGGGAUCGAAGAACUCUUGUCACUAUUUUGGAAAAGUUCUACAAUGAAGAACUUUUGGAGGAAAAAAUGUAUAAUUUUGAUGAAACAUCCGAUAUUUACUAUUGUCCAAAUGCAAAAGAAUACGAGGUUUAUUUAGAGUAUAGUAAAAAGCUUCCGCUCAUCACGUCACCAAGUGUAUUUGGAAUGAAUGAAAAUGCUGACAUCAUCAAGGAUCAAAAUGAAACGGAACUUUUAUUCUCCUCUCUUUUACUCACUCAAGAUAUUUGGGACCUUAAGGAAACAUCAACUGGAACUGGAGAACUAUCAAGCGAUGAUAUUGUUUCUGGAGUAGCUACGGAUAUACUCAGUAAACUUCCGAGUGAUUACAAUUUAAUCGAUGCACUUGAAAAGUAUCCAACUUCUUACAAUCAAAGUAUGAAUACUGUGUUGGUUCAAGAAAUGGGAAGAUUCAACAAACUCUUGCAAUGCAUCAGGAUUAGUCUCAUAAAUUUAAAAAGAGCUAUUCGAGGUCUUAUUGUUAUGUCAUUCGAACUCGAAGAAGUAUUUGGAUCUAUAUUGACUGGAAAAAUUCCAACUCUCUGGAAGCAGAAUUCUUAUCCAUCUUUAAAACCCCUAGGAAGUUAUAUAAUCGAUUUUCUCGAACGUCUCAAAUUUCUUCAGUUAUGGUAUGAAAAUGGACCACCCGUAACAUUUUGGCUAUCGGGAUUUUUUUUCACUCAAGCUUUUUUAACUGGCGCACGACAAAAUUUUGCUCGAAAAUAUGGAAUUCCUAUUGACCUUUUGAUAUAUGAUUUUAAAAUAAUGAAAGAGAAAAAAUUUGAUAUUUCACCAGAGGAUGGAGUUUAUGUUUAUGGUUUAUUUUUGGAUGGCGCAAGAUUCAAUAUGGAAAAAAUGAUUGUCGACGAAAGUCUACCAAAAGUUUUGUACAAUACAGUACCAUAUCUUUGGCUUAUUCCUAUGAAAAAAGAUGAAAUUAAAGAGAGAAAAACAUACAAUUGUCCAGUUUAUAAAACUGGUGAAAGGAAAGGUGUUCUUUCUACAACGGGUCAUUCUACUAAUUUUGUUAUUGCAAUGAAACUUCCAACGGAAAAACCAGCAGAGCAUUGGAUUAUAAGGGGCGUUGCUAUGCUUUGUCAAUUGACACAGUAAAAAAAUGCAUAUUGUUUUGAAAUCAUAUUUUCAUUUAAAAUUCACGAAUGUAAGUAAAUAAC
Molecule: messenger RNA, 4883 nt
Organism: Leptopilina boulardi
Lineage: Eukaryota; Metazoa; Arthropoda; Insecta; Hymenoptera; Figitidae
Product: dynein axonemal heavy chain 7-like
Biological process (GO): microtubule-based movement
Cellular component (GO): dynein complex
Molecular function (GO): dynein intermediate chain binding; dynein light intermediate chain binding; minus-end-directed microtubule motor activity
Source: RefSeq, a predicted model, not a curated record